Molecule: messenger RNA, 3129 nt
Organism: Linum trigynum
Lineage: Eukaryota; Viridiplantae; Streptophyta; Magnoliopsida; Malpighiales; Linaceae
Source: the annotation of a GenBank genome assembly
AUGAGGCCCAUGGAGACAAUUCAGGAUCUGAUUGAGGAGGCCAAGAUUCGAACCGUGUGGUGGGGAUUGUGUAUCUUCGCCGUUACAUACUUUUUAUCUCAUACAAGUUCGUCGAUGUGGAUUAACCUCCCGAUGUCAAUUCUUUUAGUUUCUGCAUUAAGGGUAUUGUCUAACGAAGUAGAGUUCUACUGGAAACCAUGCAACAAAUUCCGCCCACAAUCAUAUUUGUCCCAUUUGGAGAAGAAGCAAUUAUCUGUAAAUGACUCUCGGCUUUCUUCUGCACCACCGCCUCCUAGAUGGAGGAGGAAAAUUGAUUCGCUCAUCGUGGAGGCUUCAGUCAAUGAUUUUAUUGAUAAGAUAAUGAAGGAUUUUGUGGUGGAUCUCUGGUACUCUGAAAUUACACCUGACAAGGAAGCCCCUGAGUUGAUCCGUGCAGUAAUUAUGGAUGCUCUUGGCGAGAUAUCAGGGAGGGUUAAAGAAAUUAACCUCGUUGAUCUUUUAACAAGGGAUAUACUUGACUUAAUAGGAGAUCACUUGGACCUUUUUAGACGAAAUCAAGCUGCUAUUGGUGUUGAUGUAAUGAGAACUCUCUCUACCGAGGAGCGAGAUGAGAGGUUGAAAUACCAUCUAAUGGAAUCUAAGGAGCUUCAUCCAGCUUUGGUAUCUUCAGAGAGUGAGUACAAGGUUAUUCAGCGGAUAAUGACUGGGGUUUUAGCUGUAGUGCUAAGACCCCGAGAAGCUCAAUCCCCCUUGGUAAGGACUAUUGCCCGAGAGAUUGUCACUUGCUUGGUAAUGCAACCUGUUCUGAAUCUUGCAAGCCCUGUGUAUAUCAAUGAGGUGAUUGAAUACAUAUUGCUUGUCGUAAUAGAUAAUAGCCCAAAGGACACAGGAAGUGAUCAGGCCACUGGAGUUGCAAAUAGUGGCGCAUCGGUCUUGCGGAAAAGUUCAUCAUUCGAUCCAUCCAGUGGUGUUACUCCAACUAAGUCUGGAACCCAUGAAGACACCUCAGUGGGUGAUGGUGUAGAUCACCCAGACUCUCCACCCCAUGCUGCUUGGGGGAAAAUGCUAGAGGCUGCUACACAGAGAAGAACCGAAGUUCUCACACCUGAAAAUCUUGAGAAUAUGUGGACUAAAGGUAGCAAUUAUAAGAAAAAAGAGAAUAAGAUUGCAAAAGCUGGUGGACUGCGGGCUAGGUCAAAGGUGUCUUCAAUGAGCAAUGUUGAUUUCACUUUCAGUACGGAGAAAGAAUCACCAACUACAAGCACUGUGAUUCAGAAAAUAACAGACGGAAAAGUUGGUGGGCACCUAAUGCCUCAACUAAGUCUUGAUAAUUCAUUAAUCAAUGAAAAGAAAAAUGAGAAACAUUUUAUAGCCGGUCAGAGUACGGAUUAUACUUUGGCUGGAGUUGAUACUAUUGAUGAAUCUGAGAUUACUAGCAAGCCUUCUAUGAAUGAAAACGGGGCUAAGCUUAAGCGGUCAAGUAGCACCUCUGCUCUGGAACACCAGCCUGAAAAGAAAAGGGCAAUAGAAGGGGAACAUGGAGAUUCCAUUAUUUCAGAAUACUACGCUGCAGAUUUUGUUGGGCAUGCUUCGGAUCCUGAUGUUAAGAUCAUUCCUGAUAAAGUAUUGCGCAGUGAUGAGGCUACUCUUCCCAAGCUGAGGUCCCGGGUCAUGGGAGCAUACUUUGAGAAGCUUGGAUCAAAGUCCUUUGCAGUUUAUUCAAUUGCAGUGACAGAUGCAGAUCGCAGAACUUGGUUUGUGAAAAGAAGAUAUAGUAAUUUUGAGAGGUUGCACAGACAUCUUAAGGACAUUCCUAAUUACACCUUGCAUAUGCCUCCCAAAAGGAUCUUCUCAUCAAGCACAGAGGACUCUUUUGUUCAUCAACGCUGUAUUCAGCUUGAUAAAUAUCUCCAGGAUUUAUUGUCCAUUGCUAAUGUGGCUGAGCAGCAUGAAGUUUGGGAUUUUUUAAGUGCUUCCUCUAAGAAUUACUCAUUUGGGAAAUCUUCUUCAGUGAUGAAAAACCUGGCAGUCAAUGUGGAUGAUGCUGUGGACGAUAUUGUGCGGCAAUUUAAAGGGGUUUCAGACGGCUGGAUGCGUAAAGUUGUCGGUUCAACUUCCCAGAUGGAUGAUUCCAGUUCUCCAAGCUAUAGCAGGAAUUUGAAUUGGAAUUUAGAUGAGACUAUUAAGCCUGUGCAUGGGCAAGAUUCCAUGGGUACUGAAAACAGCUCUUCUGACAAUGAUGACAGUCAUCAUCAAGAGGACCAAGACCAAGAAGAUGUGGGACCCGGUGCUCAAGCUAGUGGCUGGCAUUCAGAUAACGAAGUUGACUCGAGGACUUUGCCAACGCGAGUGAUGAAACGGGAUGAUGAGAUGUCAAAGAGCUUAAAUUUAAAGCGAACAGAUGACUCCGUCAUUAAAUAUGAUGGUAGUAAACAAGGCCUACCUUCUCCUGUGACUUCAGCCUUAGGUUCUACUCGCUUAGAGGAUCCAGUUGGUAUGCCACCUGAGUGGACUCCACCUAACGUCAGCGUGCCCCUGUUGAAUCUAGUUGACAAGGUGUUUCAGCUUAAAAGAAGAGGUUGGCUGAGGAGACAAGUGUUUUGGAUGUCCAAGCAGAUCGUGCAAUUGAUGAUGGAAGAUGCCAUCGAUGACUGGCUCCUGAGUCAGAUCUAUUGGCUUCGGAGAGAGGAGACUAUAGCCGUAGGGAUUCGAUUGGUGCAAGAUAUUCUUUGGCCAAAUGGAACUUUCUUCACAAAAAUUGGUGUCGCUCAAACCAAAGCUGCUGAUGAAGCUCAACAAAAUCGGAAUUCUUUUCAGUUGGGCCAGUUUGGUGGCAUUAGCAAGGCCUCUAAGCAAAUUUCCUUUGAGGAACAACUUGAAGCUUCUCGCAGAGCAAAUUAUAUCAGGAAAACACUCUUUGAUGGAGUCCCAACAGCCUUAGUCAGCUUGAUUGGUGCGAAGCAAUACAAGCGUUGUGCACGGGAUAUCUUCUAUUUCACUCAGUCUACUAUUUGUAUAAAGCAGCUUGCAUAUGCAAUUCUCGAGCUCUUGUUGGUGACGGUCUUCCCUGAGCUCCAGGAUCUUCUGCGGGAAAUUCACGAGAAGAUGCCUGUCCCUACCUCUGCUUAG